GUCACUUCUUCCCUUUUUUUUGUGUUGUACUCCGAAUGUCAUCGGCGACGAGAACCAUCGGAAGCGGAGGUGAUGAUGGAAAGCUCUACCCUCCUCCUCUCGCCUCUCAUGAGGUCAUCGUCAAUGAUGCUAAGCUCUUCUUGGACACUCUCAAACAAUUUCACUUUCACAUGGGUUCCAAGUACAUGAUUCCCGUGAUUGGAGGUAGGAAGCUGGAUUUGCACACCCUUUACGUGGAGGUUACCAGGAGGAGCGGUUAUGAGAAGGUGGUUGCUGAGAAGAAAUGGAGGGAGGUGGGUAGUGUGUUCAAUUUCUCUACUACCACCACAAGUGCUUCUUAUGUGCUCAAGAAGCACUAUUGGAAUCUCCUCUACGAUUUUGAACAAGUUCACUUCUUUAAGGUCCAGGGUCCUAUUACUCCUCCUGCAGAUGUACUUUCUGGUAGCAGCUCCUCGGGGAAACCUGAUCUAGCUCUUGCGGAGUAUGCACCUAAGCAUGCAAACAAUGGCCCUGAAUCCAAUGUUGAAGCUAAGGGAUACCCCCGCUAUGGAGAGGGAACAAUUGAAGAAAAAAUUGAUUGUGGCUAUUUAGUGUCUGUGAAGCUGGGUUCGGAGGUUCUGAGAGGGGUGAUUUUCCAUCCAGAGGAAACAGUUCCUCCUCCAUCAUCCAGAGUGGCUGUGACUGGAGUUGUAUAAUCUGAAGACUUUUUAAAAUUUCUAUAUUGUUGUUGUGGAUAAUGAUCCACUGAACUAAACUAUGUAAAACUAUUUUGCUUUUUGCUUUUUCUUGAAAACUAUCACGGUUUAUCACCGGGAACC
Messenger RNA from Lotus japonicus, 818 nucleotides. RefSeq names its product high mobility group B protein 9-like. The record is from RefSeq and is a predicted model, not a curated record. NCBI's taxonomy places the organism in Eukaryota, Viridiplantae, Streptophyta, Magnoliopsida, Fabales, Fabaceae. Bases 36 to 695 code for a protein of 219 amino acids. Gene Ontology annotation, molecular function: DNA binding. The transcript is spliced from 5 exons.